AUGCCUGUUGACAAGCAAGAGCGAGUGGUUGACACCGACAACAUCCAGGGCAGCAUCUGGCCUCGUCUCCCCAAGUUUGCGGAAUCAUACCUCUUCUUCAAGAUCACAGACAAAGGGAGGUUCCGAAAACACCUUAGAGAUAUUCUCGACAAUGGAGAAAUCACCACUGGCACUCAAUGCGAGAACCACCUGAGGUCAAUUGGGGAGUUUGAAGAGGCCUGUGCUAUAUCCCGACGUGAUAUUCCCGAAGACGACCGAAAGCCUUUUACAGCGGUGAAUAUUGCCUUUACCCAUAUGGGCUUGCUCAAGGUGGAAAAUCCGGGCGUUGAAGUGAAAUUUGCCGCGACCCUGCAAAAGGAUCGAGAUGCCUAUAGCACCGAUAGAAUCAACGAGGGUCUAUUCGAGAAAGGAAUGUUUGAUGAUCUUGUUUACGAAGGUGCCGAUAGCCCUCCUGCGUUGCAUGCCGACUUCAGAGCGCCUCCCGGGAAUGAAGAUAAAGGCGGACUCGAACGUUGGGAAUGGAGAGUGGAUGGCGUUUUCAUUGUCGCGGCGCACACUCCGAAAGCUCUACGUAAGAAGAUUUGCGAUAUAGAGGAUGCGUUCAGCGUGGGAGAUGCAAACAAGGCCAGCAUGAAGAUCGCUUUCCGGAGAGACGGCCAACAUCGUCCAGGUGCAAACCGAGGCAAAGAGCAUUUCGGUUAUGAAGAUCAUAUUUCUCAACCAAAGAUCAAAGGUCUGGAUGAUCCUCCAGCCAAGGGCGAACCUCAUGCCUGUCUACCUGGAUACAUCUUCUUGGGGCACAAAGGUGACCCUAAUAUGAAACGAGGCCCCGAAUGGGCGAAGGAGGGCAGUUUCUUAGUUUUCCGUCAGCUCGACCAGAAGGUUCCCGAAUUCGAAAGGUUCCUAGAGCAGGCGGCGCCGAAAAUCCCUGGGAACAACUAUGGGGGGCCCAAUGGUCCUGCGAAGCUGGGUGCUCAUAUGAUGGGACGAUGGAAAAGCGGAGCUCCUGUCGCCAAAGCCGUUGACGAAGACAACCCUAGCUUAGCCUUUGACAAUAAAUUCGACUUCAGACCCAAGAAGAGCAUAAAGGGCUGUCCGUUCGCGGCCCACAUCCGCAAAAUGCGUCCGAGAGCCGAUAAGAAGCGCGAUGUUGGGACAGAGGAUGACGGUGACAGCACUGAGCUUCCGGAGCCAGACAGCGAUGAGUCCGAGGCCGAAGGCCAGGAGGAAGAUGCUAGUGUCAUUCUCCGCCGUGGUAUCACCUUUGGCCCUGAACUCACAGAGCAGGAGAAGAGGGAGGGCAGGACAAUUGAAGAACGUGGGAUCUACUUUACCUGCUACCAGAGUCUUAUUCGGGACGGGUUCAACUUCCUCAUGACACGCUGGGCGAGCAAUUCCUCUUUCCCCGAGUAUAAGACCAAGACGUUCCCUGACGGACCUGGUAUGGAUCCCUUCGUUAAUCAGAGACUCCGUUUCGAUCACCCCCAGGGUCACAUCAGUCUGUACGACGGAAACAACUCGGAGAAGACGGUCAAACUUGAUCUUGGGAUUAGUCCAUGGGUUGAUCAGAAGGGUGGUGAAUACUUCUUUACUCCUUCUAUCAAGGCUCUGAGAGAGCAAUUUUCAACUGCUGUUUCGGACAAAGAAGAAGAAUCUCUUUCCACAAAACACCCGACUGUGCAAGAGUUACACGGAAGAAUCGCCCAGCUCGAGGACACCAAUAUGCGGCUGGAAAAAAUCACUCACGAGCGUGCCCAGGAGAUUGAGUCUUUGAAUGCCCAGCUUAAUGAGUCCCGGCAAGCGCAUCAGAAGCUUUUGGAGGAAACCGGCAAGCAAUCUCGUGCUAUCCUUGGAUAUGCAGGGUUUACGCGCUUGGACAUUCUAAACCAGUUGAACGACGCAGAUCUACGACGGUUAAAACAUGACGUCGAAGAUACUCUGGGCAGUCUGGCAGAAGAUGUGAACUGGAAGCAGUGGCAACGAAUUAUUCAUGAUCUGGACUCAAAAUACGGAUUCAAGUUAGUUUACGGCAAUGGAGGCCAUUAUGAGGGACAACACUGGAGAGAAUGGAAGGCGAUCCAGCAUUCGACAAGCCACUUUAAGUAUGACCGCACUGUGGCAUUUCGCAACCGCAUGGGCCAGUGGUGCAACAACAUGAAGUGGGAUGCAGCUGGUGGAGAUGCAGCUGGAUGUGCAUUGAUCUGGCUUACCUUUGUCAUACAGCUACAUGAUGUGUUGCAGGUAUACAAGCCAGAGGUGUGUUAG
Molecule: messenger RNA, 2265 nt
Organism: Aspergillus clavatus NRRL 1
Lineage: Eukaryota; Fungi; Ascomycota; Eurotiomycetes; Eurotiales; Aspergillaceae
Exons: 6
Coding region: 1-2265 (754 amino acids)
Cellular component (GO): cytosol
Molecular function (GO): heme binding; peroxidase activity
Source: RefSeq, a predicted model, not a curated record